GUUCCAUCUCUCUCGGAGAUUCGUCAUAGGACAGAGAUCAUCUUUGGUCGUCGGGCAUGCCUUUGGCAACUGAAAGUUGCUGAAGCCUUUCUCCUUCGAGACCGAGAUAUUAUUUGCAUGGCAGGCACAGGCAAGGGCAAGACACUCACGUUUUGGAUGCCAUUGCUGUUUGACUCGACAAGUGUGCAAAUAGUCAUUACACCUCUCAAUUUGCUUGGCGAGCAAAAUGUCCAGGCACUAACAAAAGCAGGAAUUCGUGCAAUAUCCAUACACGCAGAAACAGCAACCACGCACCAUUUUCAGGCAAUCGAGAACCUGGAGUACCGAGUUGUUAUUGUCAGUCCUGAGCAGGUUAUGAAAGAC
Messenger RNA from Suillus subaureus, 363 nucleotides. RefSeq lists its product as uncharacterized. Gene Ontology annotation, molecular function: nucleic acid binding; 3'-5' DNA helicase activity; four-way junction helicase activity. The annotation marks the transcript as partial. Gene Ontology annotation, biological process: double-strand break repair via homologous recombination. Gene Ontology annotation, cellular component: chromosome; cytoplasm. NCBI's taxonomy places the organism in Eukaryota, Fungi, Basidiomycota, Agaricomycetes, Boletales, Suillaceae. The record is from RefSeq and is a predicted model, not a curated record. The transcript is spliced from 2 exons.